Medioppia subpectinata is the source of this 392-nucleotide messenger RNA. Lineage: Eukaryota; Metazoa; Arthropoda; Arachnida; Sarcoptiformes; Oppiidae. The record is from the annotation of a GenBank genome assembly.
GAUUAUACAAUCAGUAUAUUGUUAUAGUUGUGCCUCUGUUUUGUGCGACACUAUUGUGCGGUUUGAGCGCCAAAUCAGUACCAAUUACUGGCCAUCAGGUGAUCAUCUGGUGAUCGACAGUCUGUGAACAGCUGUGAGCGGUUCCGAUGGCAUCGAUGUCUUUCUUGGAGUUCUUCCAUAAGGGGGGCAAAAAACAGACGUUCCGGCCUAAGAAGAAGUUUGAGCCUGGUACUCUUAGGUAUAGCCUUCAUAAACAAGCGAUCGCUAGCCUGGGUUCGGGCAUUAAUCUGCGAGAUGUGGUCAAAUUGCCUCCAGCCAUAUCCCCACAGCAUUUAUACCUACAAUACCUUCCGAUUGAGAGCCGGGUUAUAGCGUUUGAUCCCAAGAAUUAG